This is a messenger RNA of Thermothielavioides terrestris NRRL 8126, 722 nucleotides long. RefSeq lists its product as uncharacterized. The transcript is spliced from 3 exons. Lineage: Eukaryota; Fungi; Ascomycota; Sordariomycetes; Sordariales; Chaetomiaceae. Bases 87 to 569 code for a protein of 160 amino acids. Gene Ontology annotation, biological process: mitochondrion organization. Gene Ontology annotation, cellular component: mitochondrion; nucleus. The record is from RefSeq and is a predicted model, not a curated record.
GCUUUCCCCAAACCAACAACUGUCACCAACCACCACUUCACUCGUUGAGAACCGCCCUCAACCACACCGACACAGCACAGAACACCAUGCCUCGCCAGUCCAGGUCAACCGCCCGCCCGGCGCCCGCCCGGCCCUCCGUCCCCGCGCGCUCGGCGCCCGCUCCGACGCAGCAGCAGCAGACGCGGCCGGCAACCACCUACGCGGCCCCUCCGCCGUCCGCCCCGGCGCCGACAGCUACCGCUCCCACCGCGCAGCCCGUCUCCCAAGGCCCCGGUCUCCUGGGCCAGAUGGCUAGCACCGCGGCUGGCGUCGCUAUCGGCUCCUCGAUCGGCCACGUCGUCGGCAACGGCAUCAGCAGCCUGUUCGGCGGCUCGUCCUCGGCGCCGGAGCCGGCGCAGGCCACCCAGGCGCAGGCGGCGCAGCCCAGCAACAACAGCUGGGGCAACAACUGCGCGGGCGCCACGGAGCAGUUCACGCGCUGCAUGGACGAGCAGGGCGGCAACAUGCAGAUUUGCGGGUGGUAUCUGGAGCAGCUGAAAGCGUGCCAGGCUGCGGCUCGCCAGUACUAGGAUGGCUGAGGGUUAAUUGCAGAAGGGGGAGAAGGAGGAGGGGGUGUAAUUCUACAGCAUCAGCAUGGGGUUUGGGGAUGGAGACACUCUGCUUUCAUGGAAUGACUGUACAAUAAGUGAAGCAGCGUAAGACACCUCCCGCUCUUCAAACUC